AUCACCUCAUCCAUCAGCAUGACAAAGUUGCUGUCUCUGCCACUUGAAUUGUUGGUCUACAUAUCCUCCUUUGUCUCGACCUCUGAUCUGGCCGCCUUGCGUCUCACCUGCAAGCAAACAGAGAAGUCGCUAUACGAAUGGUUUUCGGAAGAGUUCUUCGUGAAGAAGCAGUUCAUGCUCACACAGCCGUCUCUCCAAGUACUGCUCGAUAUCUCUCGGCACGUCAGUCUUUCCAAGAAGCUGAAACAUCUGAUCAUUGCCACCAAUGUCUACGAUGACAUCCCCAUCCGCUUCAGAGACGGCGAUGCAUGCAUCAGCUAUAUGCAAGGUUACGCCGAUCAACAGGCGCUGAUCAGCAACGGCGUCGACCGCGAGAUGUUGACCGAAGCCUUCAAAGGAUUGAGCAACCUGGAGACCGUCGAUGUCCGUGACUUCUGCGCCAGACGCGAGCGCGAUGGGACUUACUGGGCUUCAUGGGGUGCUACGACCGUACGUCAGAAAACUGGCGUGCCACUGCGCGAAUCCUACCGUGGUACAGGCUCGCAAUCACGCUUUGUGUCGCACGUCUUCUCCAAUCUGCUGUACUCCAUGGGUGUAGCUGGACGAACCCCUUCAAGGAUCGAAAUUCUUCUACACCAGCAACCUGCAGGCCUCCCAGAUGGUGCCUUCCACCUCGCCAACUUUACGUUCCCGGCGAUUCAGCCUGUGCUGUACAACCUUAAAGCUCUCUUCCUGACACUCAACCUCUCUGAUCUGUCAACACAUACGCAUCACACCUACUCUAGAGGUUUGCGUAUUACGACAGCAGCCGGACGGUCUCUGCGUCAUUUCUUGAGCUGUACACCCAACCUCACGCAUCUGCGCCUCAACUUCCAAAAGUCUCACGUUCCCGACAAUAUGAAGUUCAUGGAGUGGCUCGCCACAACACCGACCUCUCCAGCGGGACCUCCACAACCUACAAGGGUGAAUCUGGAAGAGCCGUCACCAGUCAGUCUGCCUCAUCUUACGACAUUGGAGCUCGGGCGGUUGGACGUCGAUCGAGACAUCCUACUCGCUGUGCUCACCAGGUUCGCUCUCAAGCUUGAACGCCUCAGCCUGUGGCGCACAACCGUCAUCGCGAGCCCGUCAGGUCCUUACGACACCAAGCCGAACAUCUGGUCGCAGUUCUUCAACCGCCUCAGUUCGAUAUCUGGACUCGGCCUGACUUACCUGAAGGUCGGUGCUCUUACGCAGAACAAUCACACAGUACGGUUCAAAACCGAGACUUGUGGAGAAGAGACGCCUGAGAUAGAGAGGGAGUACUCGGGCAAGGAUAUGGCGAAAUUCGUCAAGAGUUUGGUGCAUGACGUGGCUGUGGAGUGGCCGCCCGAGCUUAUCUUCGAUAGCGACGCAAGUAUUGAGGAUGGGGAUGAAGAUGAAGAAUAAUCUGUCUAUGCAGUCAGGACCUUGCACUUUGAUGAAGCAAACAAACACUGAUGAUAACUUUUCCGUCACAACAUGCCUCCAGAAGUUUUAUCCUCGUACUUCUAGCAUGCUAACCUGAGGCACACGGACUGCGAUCUUUAUGCUUUCGAGAAGAUGGCAUAUGCCGUCAUCGCCGAGCUGGUCUUCACAAAUUCUCCCUGCCCACAGGACGCCGUGGGGUCGCAAAUAUAACCAAG
Molecule: messenger RNA, 1661 nt
Organism: Didymella exigua CBS 183.55
Lineage: Eukaryota; Fungi; Ascomycota; Dothideomycetes; Pleosporales; Didymellaceae
Exons: 2
Coding region: 19-1425 (468 amino acids)
Molecular function (GO): protein binding
Source: RefSeq, a predicted model, not a curated record